AUCAAGUGUCUGGCAUCGCUGAUACAGUAGCCCGGUUAUGGCAGUUCCACCUGAGGAUCAAAGGAGUGAUAAGAAGAUUGCGUGGCUAAAGAUGGUGUGGUCAAGUGUUGACUACGCCGUUAGAAUAUGUAUUGUGAUAUUCGUUGCUGACUGCCUGCAGAGAUUGUUCUACGUAUUUAAGGAAUACCUGUUGCACCGUAUUUAUUAUUUACCAGAGGAUCGUCUAACAACAAUUAUAAAGCGUGCGUACACGUACAAUAACAAAACAGUAUAUCUAGCAUUAUUAGUGAUACUCACGGGAGUGACGCGCUUUGGAAGAACUAAUAACUUAGCUCUUUUGCUGCCCAGAGGCGAACCGCUUCUUCUUAUUCCUCUUUAUUGGAUUUUCACCUACGUACAACUGAGCCAUAGUUCAUUGAGCUAUGCCCAUUGGAUACGCGAUUCGCAUGGCUUGGAUUAUGCAGCUGGAAUGGCCUCGAGCUAUUUUCAUGGUUAUCUGAAACUCUCGCUACCGGAACGAGAGAAUGACGGCCUGCAAAAGCGAAUGCAACAAUAUGAGGACAUGCAGAAUGUGAAAUUCGGGAUAAAGCGCCUAAUUAUACUAAUUCCAGAUGAGAUGUUUGUAAAUCGCGUUAUACAAAGCGAAUGGCUUGAUAAGGCUGAGCCCCUGGAGACACAGUUUAUAAAUAGGGCCGGUGUAAAUCGUCCCUUCAAACAUGCGGUCUAUAGGCUUAAUAAGAAAAUCAAUGGAACCACAUACUACUUUGCAAUGGAGGGCGCCACGCCAAUGCUAACAUUUUUCGAAUCAAUGCACUUCCAAUUGUCGGCCACUUGGCAAAUGCAGGAAAUGAAACGCGAGAUCUGGUUGAAGUUUUGUAAGCAUCUGCAAGAGCUCCUUAACAACUGGCCGGAAACACGACGUGAAGUUCAACUUAUUAUAUAUAAUUCUCACAAACAGAACGGAGAACUACAAGAUGUAGGCGAUGUGCUAAUCUCUCACGUUCUGACUCACAUUGAGAAAGAGAAAAAGAAACAUGGACUUGAAUAACUUAGCUUAGCUAGGACUGCAUGAAUCACGAAUACAUGG
Messenger RNA from Drosophila navojoa, 1087 nucleotides. RefSeq names its product transmembrane protein sting (gene Sting). Gene Ontology annotation, molecular function: cyclic-di-GMP binding; 2',3'-cyclic GMP-AMP binding. Gene Ontology annotation, cellular component: endoplasmic reticulum membrane; autophagosome. NCBI's taxonomy places the organism in Eukaryota, Metazoa, Arthropoda, Insecta, Diptera, Drosophilidae. Gene Ontology annotation, biological process: innate immune response; autophagosome assembly; positive regulation of macroautophagy. The record is from RefSeq and is a predicted model, not a curated record.